Messenger RNA from Labrus bergylta (ballan wrasse), 647 nucleotides. Lineage: Eukaryota; Metazoa; Chordata; Actinopteri; Labriformes; Labridae. The record is from RefSeq and is a predicted model, not a curated record.
CAACAACAUAAGGGGGGAAACAUGAUGGGAGUAUGACGGCUGCCACACGGCUGAUAUCAAGGUUGACGCUGGUCACUGGAGGAGGCAGUGGGAUCGGACGGGCGGUAUGUCAGCGUUUGGCCUCUGAGGGCGCCUCCGUGGUGGUGGCAGACAUCAGCGAGGAGUCUGCCAACGAGACCAUGGUGGGUCUGCAGAAUGAGCUCAGAGGACAGGGUCACAUGGCGGCUGUGGUGGAUGUGUCAUCAAAAGAGAGCGUGAAGAAGCUGGUCACCAGAAUACAGCCUCCCUCAGUGUGUGUGAACGCAGCAGGCAUCACGCAGGACCACUUCCUGCUCAACAUGGAGGAGGAUCACUUUGACAGAGUCAUCCAGGUCAACCUGAAGGGCUCCUUCUUGAUCACUCAGGCUGUGGCUCAGGCUCUGGUGGCCUGUGGAGCACCCAAAGGAUCCAUCAUCACCGUGGGCAGCAUCGUAGGAAAGGUGAGAGAGCUGCAGAGAGACGCUUUCUAGACGACAGUUUCACUUCUCUGUUGAAUCUUUUAAGGUUUCUUUUCAAAUGUAUGAACAUAAGUGUGUAAGGACCUGGUGUGUGAAUGUGAUCACUUACUUGUGAUGGACUCUUUACUCAGCAGCCUCUACCAUCAGUGU